Anopheles stephensi (Asian malaria mosquito) is the source of this 8993-nucleotide messenger RNA. Its product is annotated as small subunit processome component 20 homolog. Gene Ontology annotation, cellular component: nucleolus; 90S preribosome; small-subunit processome. The record is from RefSeq and is a predicted model, not a curated record. NCBI's taxonomy places the organism in Eukaryota, Metazoa, Arthropoda, Insecta, Diptera, Culicidae. The transcript has 5 exons. The coding region runs from base 119 to 8872 and encodes 2917 amino acids.
GCCGUGCUUUCAUUUGUUGUUUAGAUCCGCACCAUGUGCGCGCGUGUACCCGGCACAUUGCAAAAGAUUCAGUGAAUGGUGUUUGCUUUACGAAUAAUUCUUUCAACAAGUGUACACAAUGAAGAACAAACCGCAAAAGCACAAAACUUCCAACGCGUUUCACUUUAAAUCGUUUCGCGAGCGUAUCGAUGAAAUCGACGUGCGCCGUGGAGCGCUGUACCGGGUGGAGACGGACUAUGAGUUGCCGGAAAGCGAGGACGGUACCUUCUUCCAGCAGGCGCUGGUAAAGUGGUCGACACACAAUCUAACCGACGAGUACGUUACCUAUCAGCGAGGCUUUAAGGAAACGGCCACAUUGCCCCUGCUGCUGUUUAACAAGGAAGCGAUCGUGAAGCAUCUCACCAACUGUCUGACAAAAGCGACCGACGAUGCGUUGCAACCGUUGCUGGAGCUGGUGGUGGCACUGGCGAAGGAUAUGCGGAAAGAGUUUCGACCGUACUUUGCCGGGCUGUUCGAGGUGGUGGUACAGUUUCUGCACUCCGACAGUGCGGAUCGCGUCGAGUGGACGCUGCUGUGUUUGGCGCAUUUGUUCAAAAUUCUCCGCAGCUUCCUGCGCAGCGAUUUCUCGCUCACCUUCCACCGGUUGCUGCCGUUGCUGGACGAAACGAGCAGCCCGCCGCACGCCAUCGACUUUGCGACGGAAUGUCUCGGCUAUUUGGUGCGCGAUCUCAAGGAUAAGGAACCGUUCGUGCGCUUGAUGCUGAAGUGCCAAAUGCAGAACCGUGCGUAUACGUACGCGUGCGGAAAGCUGCUGUUCGAGGUGCUGCACGGUGUGCAGGACCAGUUCCACCAGACGGCAAAGCAAACAAUGCAGCAUCUGUACGGCAUUCUGCAGCAGCUCGAUGAGCCCGAAGCGGACAAUUUGCAGGACAUACUUACCCAGACGAUUACCGAUGUGGUGGGCCGUAUCCAGGCGGCGGAUAUGCCCAUCUUCUGGGACACGGUGCGCGGUACCAUCGACGGAUGUUUGGCGGCGUUCGAUGCACAGCGCGAUGGUUCCGAUGAGGAAAAAGUCGUAAAAUACUUGACACGUUUACUGCAGCUGAGUGGAAUCGUUUUGGAGCAUCAGUACGGCCGGUUGCUCGGUGACGCACUGUCGGUCACCGUAUCACAGCUGAUCCGUUUGCUGUCUACGUUCUCUUCACCCUCGCUCGAGUUUAAGGAAACGAUCGUCAAUCACAUUAUAGUGCUGCUCCGCUCGAGACAUCUUCCCCUUACCCAGCUGGAAGCGAGCCGGUUAACGAUGAAUGUGCUCCUGCUGGACCAUCGUCCGCUGUACGAUCGCUUCAUCGAGGCCACCGUACAGUGCCAAAUGUUUGAAGCACUGAUAUGGCCCAACUUUGUGAAACGACUCGAGCUGGAGCUGGAUGAAGCAAGGAUGAGCUUUUUGGCCGGGCUGCUGUUGAAAAAAUCGCCGCUCUGUGGAAAUGGGCUGAAGCUGGACGACUGGAACCCAUUCCCGGUGAACGUGGUGUCGAAGGGAAACUUAGAAACUCACAUGAACAAGCUGUUGCUUGCUAGCCCUACGCAAUUGCUUGCCAGUGCUGGAGAUUGCUACCUGAGUGCUUUAAUCGUGUUACCGCAUUUGGCCAACUUUCGGGAGAAAUCCGCCGCAAACAAAGCUAUAUGCGAUUUCAUCAAACACGGUGCACAGUCACUCCGAAACGGCACCGCCGUUACCUCGGAAAAGGUGGUCCAACUCAUCGCAUUAGCCGUGGAAACGGUUGUACACUUGAAGGAAAUGGAUGGCAAAGCUUACUUCGAUCUGCUGGAAUGUUUGCUUCCCGUGGUAACCACGCACGAGUGCUUGCUGCUCAACAGUGUGCACCUGCUGAUCGUGUACAUUACAAAGGAGCACAAAAAUUUGCUCACUUUCGACCGAUUUAAGCGUGUGCAUCGUUUCAUACAUCCACUUACGGCCUCCUACGAUAGCACGGUACGACGGCUGGCCAGCGCUGUAAUGGCUGUGUUUGCCGAGCUUCCCGAGCUAGCCACCGGUAUGGGUCCACUGUACCGUACGCUGGCACAAAUCGAGUGUGUCGAACCGUUGAUACACACCUACCGGGAGCAAGUGGUCCUCUUCCAAAACCUUACCUACGACAGUCACCUGUGCCAGCAGGCGGCCAACGUGGCACGCACCGAAUGGCACGAAACAGUCAUUCGCUACAUGCUGUCGGUGUUUGCCAUCAACUUUAAGCUGCUGUGGGAACCGGCCGGCACGGUCGUGCAGACGUAUGCUGACAAUAUGGUGAAGAAGGAUGAGGACAUGUUUUGGAAGGUGUUCGACACGAUGCUGACGAUGGCCGAAGAGCGUAAGCCACACGAAGAGGAGGCGCAAUGUGCGCGUGAAAAUGGCCAUGAAGCUGGAAAUGACGAUGCACCGGAAGCUACGGGCAACGUAAAUGACAGUGAGGACGAGGAAAUGGAAGGCACGGUGCCGGAUGCCGGACGAUCCCUUUUCCCCAAAGUGAUGGAACAUUUCCCGAAGCGGGCCAACAUUGACUACAUGAAUGUGCGAAUUCAGCAGCUGCGCAUGCUGCACCGCUGUACCAACUUUUGCCGCUCGAAGGGUGAUCGUAUCGUGGAACGGUUCUUCACCUAUCUCGAGCAAGAUAAAUCAAACAAAACCCUCACCGAGCCCACCGAUGGUGAUGCCGUGGAAGAGCACGCAGCACCAUCGUUUACCAAAGCUGUAAAGCGCAAAAGCAGCCAAUCCGCCGGUGCGGGCACACACCAAGUGUUGCUUAGCUAUUUGAGAAUUUGUACCGAGCUGACACCGAAGGUGGUCCGCAAGCAUUCCGACCGUCUGUACGCUACGUACGAAGCGCUCGUCAGCAGCCGUAACGAGGAAAUCCAGAAAGUGGCUUUGACCGGUAUAUUUGCGCUCGGUGGCGCACAACUAACACCGUACAAAGAUUUCAUCAAUCGGCUGACGAGCGAGAAAACGCUUAAGCAGGCGCUACUGUCCGUGUUUGUACCGUCGGAAGAGGAUGACACGGAAGAUGCCGGGUACACCAGCGCCAGCGGACGGACAAAGGUGGCCGAAGAACAUCGGCCGAAGGUCCUUCAGCUGGUGCUGAAAGUGCUGGAUGGAAAAAUUAAGCAAAACCUUGGCAACGGUGGCACGGGCGGACAGCAUAAGGCGACCAUUCUAACGUUUAUCGGGCGCCUGCGGGUAGAAGAGCUUGCACUGCUGCUCGACCGUUGGUUUGAGGUGUAUCUGGGGCUGCUGAAAGACACGCCAACCGAAACCGUGCGCAGCAUAACGGCUGCGCUGGACGAUGGGGCGGAGGUCGUGGCAGUACCGACACCGUUCAAGGUGAAAACUUUGCUUAACUUCCUUGCCGCGCUGCAGACGGAAAUUGCUCCGCUCAAAUCGCCCGCGUUUGCGGCGAAGCUAAUGCAUUUGAAGAUUUGCUUCGACACGCUGCUCAUGCGCAUGGAUCACAGCAUUUACCGGAAGUACAAGAGCCAGGCACAGUUGGCGCUGGUGGAGCUGUUCGAACAGUACGACUCCAGCUACCACUGGACAGAGGACGAGCUGGCCGCCAUCAUGCAGGUACACGUCUGGCCACAGCUGGAGCACCUUCCGAGCGAUAGCAUUCAUUCGCCAACGCCACUCCUCAAGCUUCUGCUUGGCUGGUGUCAAAGCAAACGAUUCUAUACCCUGCUGGAGCGUCGCUGUGACCACGCGGAAGACCAGCGCAUGGAAACGGAUGAAGCGGAACAGCCGCCGCCAAUGACUCCACUCGACGCCGUGAUCCAGCUGUUGCGCGGUUCCCAAACGAGCGCACCGGUUUGCCGACAAAUCUUUACCGCACUCGCGGCCAUGCUGGACAGUGAGGAUCGAAGCACAGCGGAACCAAACGAACCACCGCUGUUCCGCGGCCGCAGCCGUUUGCUGAUACCGUACGUGAAGGAUUUGCUGCAGUACAUUCGGCAGGCGAUCAAGGGCAGGAAGGUGAUUUCGAGCGAUCUGCUGCUCAUCCUGACGCGGCUGGCCGAAUCGGGAAUGAUUGGCAGCGAUCAGAAGGAUGAGGCGCAGAUCGAGAGCGAUCGGGUGUCGUUGCUGAACAUGCUGUUCCCCAUCCUGUCGAGAAAGGUGAGCGAGAUCGGGGGCGAAGGGCAUGCGCAGGUGAGCGAGGACGUGCGAAGGCUGCACGUUGUGAUUGCGCGUCUGCUGAACGACGUAAGGGAGCCGUUGCGCUACCUGAAACAGCUGGCACUGUGUCUGCAGAAUGUGAAAGAUCGCGGUGCGCGUAAAAUUGUGUAUCAAAUAUUCGAAAGCCUUGCCCACCGAUCGGCCGAGAUGCGACUGAUCAACACACUCGUGCACGAGCUGAACGCGAUGGACAAGCGGUGGGUAGAGCAGCCGGAUCACGCCGCCCGAACAGCGGCCUACCGGUCCAUCGAGCACCUGCUCACGACCGAAGCGCCCGAUGGCAAACGAAUGACCGGCAACGUUGCGAUCGUGUUUCUCUCCCAAGCGUUCCACGUGCUACAAUUCGAGAAGGAUUUUUCCGCCCGCCAAAAUGCGACCGAGUACGUGUGCAAGGUUGUCCUGUACCUGGCGUCUGCGAACGAAUGGUCCGCCGAGCUGGACUACUGUCUCGAUCGGAUCGUUCUGCACAGCAUCAUGCAGGGGUUUAAGGUUAAGCGGACGUCUAACGAGCGUCGCAACGAGUCGAUUCAGCUGCUCGGCGAGCUUGCCAGGAUGGUUGGCAAACCGGGCGUAACGACACACCCGCAGUGCCGUGUGUUUGCCGAGCUGUGGCAUUUCACCGGCCAGGGCGAUGGGGCCGAGCGCGACUUUUUCGAGAACGUAACCCACCUGCAAACGUACAAGCAUCGGAAAGCGAUGCGACGGCUUGCGGUCAAGCUGGCGCUCAUGGCCGAAGCGAACCCGGCCGCGACCGUCCGAAGUGUGCUAGGAGCUGGCGGUCCAUCCGCUCGCACAACGGUUAACUUUUUGCUACCGAUAGUGUCGCACUACAUCUGCCACGACGAGUACAGGAAGCUGACGAACCUGGUGGAGGAAGCCGGCAACUGUAUCAUCAAUCUCUGCCGGCUUCUACCCUGGCGCGGGUACCACAUGGUGCUGCACCAGUACUUGCGCAAGCUGAAACAUUCCUGGGAGUAUCAGAAGCAGCUGUUGCGCAUCGUGAUCGGCAUCAUGGAUGCGUUUCAUUUCGAUCUUUCGGCAGCGAUCAAUGCUGGACCGGACGGAGAGAGUGGCCAUGCGCACAAAGGUGCAAACGCUUUGAUGGACAAAAAGCUUACGUUACAGCGCGAUGCGGAUGAAAACGAACCAACAGAAGCAGAAACUGCUCCCGAGCAGGAACAACAAACGAUCGACAAGCAGGAGGGUAAGGCGGAAGACGAUGAUCAAGAGCUGAAAGAAGCCGAGGAGGAGGAAGCAAUGGUCGGGGAAGUCGUUGAAGACGAACCGACGAAAAACGAUCCAGCCGCUGCGCUGCGUGUGGCCCGUGAAAUCGUGCACGACAUAUCGAAGACAAUCAUCCCCAAUCUGCUGUCGUCGUUCAACUUUGCCACCGAAGCGCCGGUGUCGGUGGCGAGCAGCAGCGGUCACGUGGACAGGAAGGCACGCUUUGCAAAGCAGCGGACGGAAAUGCUUAAGCUGCCGAUAGCGAUCGCGAUAGUGAAGCUGUUCAUGAAGCUGCCGCGCAAAGAGAUCGAACUAAAUCUGCCCAAGCUGAUCAUUAAGGUGAUCACGUUCCUGAAGUCCCGCCUAAAGCUGGCCCGCGUGCAGGCAAGAAACACGCUGGCGCACAUCACACUCGAGCUCGGCCCGUCCUACAUUCCGUUCGUGCUGCAGAAUCUGCUCGCAAUGCUAACGCGCGGCUUCCAGCGCCACGUACUAACCUUCACCGUCCACACGAUCAUCGAACGGGCGCAGAAACAUCUCGGCACCGGUUCGGUGCUGGAAAACAUACUGCAAACGGUGGUGCACAUCUGUGCGGAGGACAUCUUCGGCCAGCUGAUUGGGCUGCUGAACGGCACGACGAUCGAGACGGGUUCGCUGCGGAAGAACUCCACGCCGGAAGCGAAAACCACCCGCAAACCGUACAAAACGCUCUACCUCCUUGCCCGGAACGCACAGGAACGCAUGCUGGUGGAUCUGUUUACGCCGUUCCGGGCGAUCCUGAGCAAGUACCGCACGCACCAGACGGUGGCCAAGGUGCACGAUGCGCUGCACCAGAUAGCGGAAGGCAUCGUAGCGAACGAAUCGAUCCGCCCGGAAUCGAUGCUCGUGUUUGUGUACGGGUUGGUGACGGGCCGAAUCUACACUCAAUGUGCAAUCGAAGAAAGCGAUACCGCCGGGGAUGCGGACGAGAAGCAGCAGCAGCAGCAGCAGCAGACAGGGAAGAAGCUGCUAGGAGCGGUGCCGAAACCGGGCAGCAUCUACAUCAUUCCCGAGGAACCGAAACGGUACGGUUCGGCGGCCGGAACCACAACGUUGGACCACAUGCUGGCGAAAGCCGAAGGCAACGAUCCCGCCUUUCUCGAGUGCGGUCUCGAAAUUCUGCUCAGCUUCGUCCGACGCAAACAGUUCGGGAUGCAGCAUGAUUCGGACGAGGGUAAGCUGCUGCUGCAGCUCAUCGACCCACUCGUGCCGACGCUGGUUGAGUCGCUCGAUUCGAAGCACUCGAAAAUUAUUUGCCACUCCAUCAACUGCUUCAGCGCGCUGUGGUCCAGCGAAUGGCCGCUGAAAAGCUUCGAGCAGCAGGAAACGGUCGAACAGAUCGUGAGUGCGAUCUUUGCCAUACUGCACCGUUACAACACGGUUGCGCUCGACAUUAACAAUCCCAAUUUCGGUAUGGUGCGGGCCAGCUUUCGGGCCAUCGUGGCCGUGCUGAAGCAUGGCAAACACUCGUACAGCUUCUCGCCGGAACAGUUGCGCCUGCUGGUGAUGUACAUCGAGCAGGAUCUGGCGGUCGGCGGAGGCCGUCAAACGACGGCAUUUGUGCUGCUGCGAUCGCUGCUCGCACGCCGCUUCACGUUCGAUGAGCUGCACGCGCUGAUGAGCAAACUGUUCGAGCUUUCCGUGCAGUCGGACAGCGACACCGUUCGGGCGGAAUGUCGAGCGAACGUAGUGGACUACAUUAUGAACUUCCCGAUGAGCAAAAAGGUGCCCACCCAUCUGUGGUUCUUUGCCUCGCAGCUGGAGUAUCCCGUACUGCAUGGCAGGGAGUCUGCCUGUUUGGUGCUUAAAAAAUUGUUCCAAAAGCUUCCCAAGUCCACUUUAGUCGAAAACCACGUGGCCAUCUUCCUGGUGCUCGGCCUCCGUUUGACCAACGAUGAUGCCAUCGAAAUCCGGACGCUGGCGGCCGAUUGCAUCGAAGCGCUGCUGAAGCGUCUCGAUUCCAAAGACGCCGGUGCGCUGGUGGUGCUCCUGCGAGAGAUGCUGUGCUCCACGCAGCUCAAGCAACGCGAACUCGCCACCCAACUGUUGCUGCGCAUCGUUCGAAACGAUCCAACGGUCGGCUUCAUCAGCAGCUGGCUAGAUAAGGUGCUUCCCCUGCUGCUACACAACCUGGUCCCGCAAGCAAACGGAACGGCGGACCCGAAUGCCGCGCAAGGAAAAUUCGUAAAGCCACUCGCGCCGAUCAGUACGCUACUGCACGGCGACCCGUGGGCCGACCAUUUGAUCAUACAGACGCUAAACUUCUUCGAAGAGCUGCUGCGUCUGUACCCGGCGAUGGUGAGUGCCGCACCGCAGUACAGCGAUACGGUCGAUUCGCUAGCGUACACUGUCCAAUCGCUGCUGAGCAGCGCUCAUCAGUGGGUGCGUAUCGGUGCCCUCAAGGUGCUGCAUCAAAUCAUGAACGAGCUAGAUUACGACGCCAUCCACGAGCGCAUCAAACACGUUCUGGCGCAGCGCAAAAAGAGACGGCGCAGCAGUGAGGGCGAGCAGGACGAGAUGGAAGCAGACGACGACGGCGGCGGCGGCUGGCUGGACAAUGAAGAGGGCGGUACCGUACCGUCCGGUGUGAAACAAUUCCUUUUCGGCAAUCCAUUGCGUGACUGCAAAACGCUCACGCUAGACCUGUGCGCUCAGCUGACGCCGAACAGUGGUAUGGUCAGUGAAAAUGAUGACGAGGCAGCAGCACUCGUCACGCAGCUCCUUUUCCUGGUAGCGAACGUGCUUCGUGCCGUACCGUUGGAGAAUGAGAAAGUUUCCUCGAAAAAAGUUAACCUUUACUGGCUUGUGCGCCGGGUCCGAUACAUCAUGCAGAGCGAAAUUGUACGAACGCCGCACGUAUUCACGCUGCGAAAGCACGCACUCCACUGGCUGGCGUCGGUGGUCGCGAUCGUGGAGCAGGACACGCUGGUACAGCUGGCACCUUCCCUGCUAAUACCGGCCGUACGUGAACUCACCGCACAGGACGUUGCCGGUACACGGGCAACGAACGAUCCGGCCAAGAUUACGCUCCGCAAGGUGGCGGCCAAGGUGGGUAGGGAAAUUUGCGCCCGGCUGGGCACCGAGCAGUACGACAAGAUCCGUAACGCGAUCGAAGCUUCGCUACGCCGCAAGCGUACCGGGCGCCGGGUGAAGCUGGCCCAGGAAAAGAUUAACCAACCGAUCCUGGCGGCACGCCGCAAGGAGGCCAAAAAGACACGCACCAAGGAGGCGAGAAAGCGCAAGCUGGCGGACCGUGACGAUCCGUUGGACAUUGAUGCGGAGAGCAAGGGCGGCGUAAUACCGGGCAUGAAGCAUCGCGCACCGGCCAAGAAGCGAAGCAAGGUGACGAAAAAUCGACGCAACAUGGAAGCUAUGUUUAGGGAAUGAGCAGCAUGCAUUCCGUUCCAUCGUGCGGUAACGCGCUCAUUUACUAUCGGUCAUAUACGUUUGUCUUAAUGUUAUCAGAAAAUAUACUAUUAACACAAUGUUGAGUGUGUCGUAUCGGCAA